GUACACGUGACUGACACAUACUCUACACGUGAACCCUAACCCUGACCCAUGGCGAGCAUUUUAUCGUUGCGAAUGCAGAGGCUCCUUUCCUACUCUCCUAAUGCUCCCACAAUCAGCAAUGCAACUCGAUUCUCCUCAUCAAUUGACUUUCUCCUUAUUUCCUUCCUGAACACACCUCCUAGGACUGAUGCUUCUCCAUUCGAGAAUUCUGCAUCAUGCACUCAGCAUUCCCCGCAUUCAGUGAGGGAUCGGGCUGUACUCCUGCCCUGUGCCUUCCCGUCGAUCUCUCCGCGGCCUUCCAACUCUCCAAGCGAUCACUUCCGCCCAAUCCCGUCUCGUACGUCCGCGUGGGUACAAAUAGGCGCUGGGUUUGCAAGCAGAACCUCAGAGCAAGAGUCUACUCUUUCGCCCCAGGCCGAAACUCCCUUUCCGACACAUCCCUCUCUUUACAACCCACGAUGAGACUUUCCGUCGUCGCCACUGUCGUGUAUGCCAUGCUCGCCAUGUCGGGAGCCAACGGUCGGCCCACGCGCCGCCAAUUCGACGUGACGACCUUCCAGAACUUGACCCCGGCCGAGCGCCGGGACUUCAUCCUCGCUCUCGAUCCAGCGACGAUCAACCUGUCCGACGACAUGCUUUCCGGGAUCAGCGCCUUCCCCGCCAUCCAGCAGAGCCUCCCCGACGGCACCCCGCUCACCAACGACGUGCUCAAGCAGCUCGUCCUGGCGUAUCAGGACGAGGUGCAUCAGGCGGAGCAGGGCGGCGAUACCACGGCGGGGCUGGCGCAGGUGUCCCGCAAGCGGGAUGACGACGUUGAUGGCGAGGAGAUCGAGGUACGUGACGACGAGGGUACGGACGAUGCCGCGGGCGCGGAUGAGACUUCAGAGGACACUUCCGCCGACGAGGCGGCGCCCGAGGACCCUUCCACUGAGGGCUCUGAGGCGACCGAGACCACCGAAGAUGCCUAGUUUCUGUCGCUGCACUCUUUCACUCUUUGGCCUUCCGGGUUAUGUAUCUGUUGUACCGAGCACUUGCACCACAAUCUACCGUCCCUGUUUCUUUCCAUGCGCAGCGAUGAAGUUUUUGCUACUCAACUGUCGCCUAUCAGGGCGAAGUGGUCACUCGACAUCGGAGCCACUCAUCCAUGACCCAUGAUGAGCGGUGUAAAUCUGAGUCAGGCGCCUUGUCGCGACAAGACGUUCGUGCCGAUCGCCAUACAACCACUGAAGACGCUGCGUGCGCGGGCAGUCCACGUCACUCACGAGCUAUCCCCCAGCCGUGCUGCCACAUCCAUAUCCGAGAACUGGACAAUCUUGAACGUCUCACGAUCAUCGCCACGAACGCGAGCUCCUCGUUCUCCCCUAUCACCCGAUACCAGAGGCAUUCAGGCAUGGCGCUUCACCACGCGCAGCUAUCUGCCUCCGGAAAGCGCAGCGAUCGGGCCACCGCAGUCCGAGUCCAGCGUGUGCGUCGGCAGAGCUCCCUUGUUCCGCGCACUCGAUAGGGUGGAGCAAGGCACGGAGCGCAAUCGGCUUCUGAGGGUGUGCAGUCUCGGCGUAGCUGGCCACGGAGAUGGGGAUGUGUCUUCUAGAGCGCAUGCCAAGUCGGGGAUCGCUACCCCAUGGUCGGGCUCGGUUUCGUCAACGAGAAAGCAACCGGGGACUGCAUAUUUGUCCUCGGCCAACAUUUGCUGAAACCCCAAUGUCGCCUCCUUCGUCCGGAAAGGCAGGCGUCGCCAUAGGCGAUCUCGAUAGGAAAGCGAUACUCAACACGCACGGAGGAAGUCAUUGCCCUGAGACGGAUCCAUUUAGAGCAUCGACUCAUCUCCGUAUCCAAGUGGACGAAGCAGACCCUCAGCUCGCCACCUCUCCAUACGCAGCUCGAAGAAGCCCAUUUGGCGUCUCAUUCGGCCUCUCUCUAUCUUCGACAGUCGAAAUCUCCUCCGCAAGGCCAUACGUCUCAGUCGUAAAACCCAGCCCAUUCGGAGCCGGUCAGCGUCCAUCGCCUCUGUGUCCGACAGCAGAGGGUAAUAUCGUUCCACGAUGUGGGUACAUGAUUGGUCGAGACCUGGAGCGAAUGCGGCUGAUUCCAGAAUUCACACGCUGACGUCGAUGGCUGAAGCGCCAAAGCGAAGGAAGGUGCUCUGCGCAAGUUGUUAUACGCGAAACGCGGUCAUGUGAUGCUCGCGCCGUCACGUCACAUCGGAAAUGGAGAUUAAACUUAUAGAACGGCCAGUAGUGAAUCAAUUAAGACUCG
Messenger RNA from Mycena citricolor, 2256 nucleotides. The record is from the annotation of a GenBank genome assembly. Lineage: Eukaryota; Fungi; Basidiomycota; Agaricomycetes; Agaricales; Mycenaceae.